This is a messenger RNA of Capsicum annuum, 681 nucleotides long. RefSeq names its product NADH dehydrogenase [ubiquinone] 1 beta subcomplex subunit 2. Bases 174 to 371 code for a protein of 65 amino acids. The record is from RefSeq and is a predicted model, not a curated record. Lineage: Eukaryota; Viridiplantae; Streptophyta; Magnoliopsida; Solanales; Solanaceae. Gene Ontology annotation, cellular component: mitochondrial inner membrane. The transcript is spliced from 4 exons.
GUAAGGAAGGAAUUAAAAUUGACAUUUGGUGAAAUUUGCAGGGGCUUUUGGUUAAUUUCUCUGUUACUGAAAUGGGAAAUUGGGCCCAAUAACCCGAAUAGCUCUUUAACAAUUUGUUCAAUUCAACCCGAAUUUAGUCGACUGAAGAAUUUUUGCGAAGAGCAAUUCAGAAAAUGGGAGGUGGAGAGGGACAUGGAGUGACCUACAAAGGCAUGACAAUUCAUCAACCUAAGCGUUGGCACGCUGUAACUGGAAAAGGAUUGUGUGCCGUCAUGUGGUUUUGGAUUCUUUACCGGGCCAAGAAAGAUGGUCCUGUAGUGUUGGGCUGGAGGCAUCCCUGGGAAGGCCAUGGGCAUGGUCAUGACCAUUAGAUAUGCCGUGGAAGCUGCUGCUGGAUUGUAAACCGAUAUGGUCAAUGCUAAUGUAUUUCUUGGAAAACUCGGUUGAAUGUCUUUCAAAACAAACAGUUGUGCUUUCAGUUCAAUAAAAAUCCUAUGAAGUGGAGAAUUGUUUGACUUGAUUCAUAAGAGCUUUGUUUUAGUUAACUUUAAUUUGUGCUGUCAGUUUUCAGUGAACCGGUUUGCAGUGGUUUGAAAAACUUUUCUCUGUUUGUAUUUCCAACUUGACAAUGUAUUCAUAGACUCGUUGGGUAGCUCGAAGAUAACUGUUUUGAAACUUCAA